AUGUCCACCGUAAUCCCAAGCCACGGCCUCCCCCAACUACGCGCUACGAGCAUGAAGACCUCGAUGGUAUGGUUUUCAGCUCGUAAAUGCAACGAGCACGGGCAGUUCAUUGAUGAAGAUGCCCCGCCUCCGCAAGACGAAAACCCGCCUUCGUACCACCCUUGGCAAGACCGGCCCUCGUUCGAGUUCACAGUACUCAACUACCACGACAUUCGGCUCGCGAAGGAGCCCCUCAAUCAACUCCUACGGAUCUGGGCGGCGAAGAGUCUCCUCGACGGCCACCCGGACGCUGGCCCACCUUUCCAGAACGUCGAUGAGAUGCUGGAGACCAUAGACAAUGCGAUGUUUGGCGAAGCGCAGUGGCAGGUCUAUAAACGCUCAAAACGUCCCCGGAUCCGUGGUGCCAUGCUUGUACCAAUCAUACUCGGAGCAGACAAGACAACGGUAUCUGUUGCUACUGGAAAUCAAGAUUUCAUCCCGUUUACAUGUCUCUCGGCAAUAUCCACAACGACAUGCGUCGCGCCCACCGCGAGAGUGUCAUUCCAGUGGCAUUUCUCGCAAUUCCCAAAGCUUUUCGCGCUCAACGGACCCUCUACGCGUCCACUGGGCCGCGCUCAACACAUCCUGUUCACCACGCCCGUUGGGCGAGAUGAGCUGGGCGUGUUGAGCGCGAUGAGCUGGGCAGGUCGAGCAGGUCGAGCCAGGUCGGCAGGCGAGUUCGGCGUGGUCAUUCAGCAUGGCCAGCUGGACAUGUUGAGUCCAUCGAGAUGUCGUGCUAUGGAAACGACCUCGCGCACGAGGACCUCGCGAUUCAGGGAACAUACAGAAGAGCUACUGCAGACGUUCGACCCUGCCACGCUCUGGGAUGUAUAUGGUCUGAUCAAGGACGUCGAGCCGUACACAUAUUAUUUCCCUCGCGCGGACAUACAUGAGCUCCUAUCUCCUGAUAUUCUGCACCAGACGAUCAAGGGAACAUUCAAAGACCACCUCGUAACCUGGGUCAUCGACUACAUCACUGAAAACGCGGCCACCCCACACGAGGCCCGCAAUUCUCGAUGA
Epithele typhae is the source of this 1059-nucleotide messenger RNA. RefSeq lists its product as uncharacterized. The coding region runs from base 1 to 1059 and encodes 352 amino acids. The record is from RefSeq and is a predicted model, not a curated record. NCBI's taxonomy places the organism in Eukaryota, Fungi, Basidiomycota, Agaricomycetes, Polyporales, Epitheliaceae. The transcript is spliced from 7 exons.